AGCUAAAGGUGGCCAUUCUCUAUGAGACCACGUGGCCAGAAGCUUGCGGCGAAAUGUUGCUCAAGUCGUUUUUGCAAGGGCCCAGAGUUUAGGAGAUCGGCAUUUUUAUACCCACUUUGCAGACGGGCGGUGAACGCUUUCCACCCAGCAGCAGUGUCCUGUCAAGAGUCAGGAACCCGCGAAGCGUUCCGGUGCCGGCGGCGUCUUCCGGGAGCCGUAGCCUCAGGUCCCGCCCUUCGGCCCGCGCUGUCUUCACUGCGCAUGUCAGACCCGUUAUUGGCACCAUGAAUUGGAAUAAAGGUGGCCCAGGCACCAAGCGGGGAUUUGGCUUUGGAGGUUUUGCCAUCAGUGCUGGAAAGAAGGAGGAACCCAAACUUCCACAACAGUCCCACAGUGCCUUUGGGGCAACCAGCUCUUCUUCUGGGUUCGGAAAGUCAGCUCCACCACAGCUCCCUUCUUUCUACAAAAUUGGAUCAAAACGGGCCAACUUUGAUGAAGAAAAUGCAUAUUUUGAAGAUGAGGAAGAAGACUCUAGCAAUGUUGAUUUACCUUUUUUUGUGAAACCCCCCCGGCCCCGCCAGCAAUUCCAUUCCAAGCCUGCAGACUCUGACAGUGAUGAUGAUCCCUUGGAGGCAUUCAUGGCUGAAGUGGAGGAUCAGGCUGCUAGAGACAUGAAGAGGCUUGAAGAAAAGGACAAGGAACGAAAAAACGUAAAGGGUAUUCGAGAUGACAUUGAAGAGGAAGAUGACCAAGAAGCUUAUUUUCGAUACAUGGCAGAAAACCCAACUGCUGGUGUGGUUCAGGAGGAAGAAGAAGACAAUUUGGAAUAUGACAGUGAUGGAAAUCCAAUUGCACCGUCCAAAAAGAUCAUUGAUCCUCUUCCUCCCAUUGAUCAUUCAGAGAUUGACUAUCCACCAUUUGAAAAAAAUUUUUACAAUGAGCAUGAAGAGAUAACCAACCUCACUCCACAGCAGUUAAUAGAUCUUCGGCAUAAGCUCAAUCUUCGGGUCUCUGGUGCUGCACCGCCUAGACCAGGAAGUAGUUUUGCUCAUUUUGGGUUUGAUGAACAGCUUAUGCACCAGAUUCGGAAAUCUGAGUACACACAGCCCACCCCGAUACAGUGUCAGGGUGUGCCUGUGGCAUUAAGUGGCAGAGACAUGAUUGGUAUUGCCAAGACAGGCAGUGGGAAAACCGCAGCCUUUAUCUGGCCCAUGUUGAUUCAUAUAAUGGACCAGAAGGAAUUGGAACCAGGUGACGGACCAAUUGCAGUGAUUGUGUGUCCCACUCGGGAGCUUUGCCAACAGAUCCAUGCAGAAUGUAAGCGAUUUGGGAAAGCAUAUAAUCUUCGAUCAGUGGCCGUAUAUGGAGGAGGGAGCAUGUGGGAGCAGGCCAAGGCCCUUCAGGAAGGGGCAGAGAUUGUCGUAUGUACCCCAGGUCGACUGAUUGAUCAUGUGAAGAAAAAAGCUACCAAUCUUCAAAGAGUCUCUUACCUUGUAUUUGAUGAAGCAGAUCGAAUGUUUGACAUGGGAUUUGAGUACCAAGUUCGAUCCAUAGCAAGUCAUGUCCGUCCUGACAGACAGACUCUUUUAUUCAGUGCAACUUUCCGGAAAAAGAUUGAAAAAUUGGCCAGAGACAUCCUGAUUGACCCUAUUAGAGUGGUGCAGGGAGAUAUUGGAGAGGCAAAUGAAGAUGUGACACAGAUUGUGGAGAUUCUCCAUUCUGGGCCUAGUAAAUGGAACUGGCUUACCCGGCGCCUGGUGGAAUUUACCUCUUCAGGAAGUGUCCUCCUGUUUGUUACUAAAAAAGCCAAUGCGGAAGAACUCGCCAAUAACCUUAAACAGGAAGGUCAUAAUCUCGGGCUGCUCCAUGGGGACAUGGAUCAGAGUGAGAGAAACAAGGUCAUUUCAGACUUUAAGAAAAAAGACAUCCCAGUUUUGGUGGCCACAGAUGUUGCAGGCGGGUGAGAAGGGUGUGGCCUAUACCUUACUGACACCCAAGGACAGCAAUUUUGCUGGUGAUCUUGUCCGGAACUUGGAAGGAGCCAAUCAACAUGUUUCCAAGGAACUCCUAGAUCUGGCAAUGCAGAAUGCCUGGUUUCGGAAAUCACGCUUCAAAGGAGGGAAAGGCAAAAAGCUGAAUAUUGGUGGAGGAGGCCUAGGCUACAGGGAGCGACCUGGCCUAGGCUCCGAGAACACGGACCGAGGAAAUAACAACAAUGUAAUGAGCAAUUAUGAGGCCUACAAACCCUCCACAGGAGCCAUGGGAGAUCGGCUGACAGCAAUGAAAGCAGCUUUCCAGUCACAGUACAAGAGUCACUUUGUUGCCGCCAGCUUAAACAAUCAGAAGGCCGGGAGCUCUGCUGCGGGGGCAAGUGGAUGGACUAGUGCAGGAAGCUUGAAUUCUGUUCCAACCAAUUCAGCACAGCAGGGCCACAACAACCCUGACAGCCCCAUCACCAGUGCUGCCAAGGGCAUCCCAGGCUUUGGCAAUGCUGGGAACAUCAGCAGUGCUCCAGUGACCUACCCUUCUGCUGGAGCCCAAGGAGUCAACAACACAGCUUUAGGCAAUAAUAACCGGGAAGGGAUUGGGGGUGGCAAUGGGAAAAGAGAGAGAUACACUGAGAACCGGAGUGGCAGCCGUCACAGUCACGGAGAAAGUGGCAAUCGGCAUGGUGAUAGUCCACGCCAUGGAGAUAGCCCACGCCAUGGAGAUGGUGGUCGCCACGGAGAUGGGUACCGCUACCCAGAAAGCAGCAGCCGUCAUACUGAUGGCCAUCGGCAUGGGGAGAACAGACACGGAAGCACAGGCCGGCACGGGGAGAGCCGGGGUGCAAAUGAUGGCCGCAAUGGGGAGAGCAGGAAAGAAGGUUGUAAUCGUGAGAGCAAGAUGGACCCCAAGGUGGAACCCAAGGUGGAAAAGACAGACAAGACCACAGACAAGACAGCUGAUGGUUUCGCUGUCCCAGAGCCACCCAAACGCAAGAAGAGUCGAUGGGACAGUUAGAGGGUAUGUGCUAAAGUGUGAAGUCUGCUGUCUUUAAUUUUAUUUUCAGAAAGAUACAGGUAACUAGGUGUCUCAGGGCUGGGUUGGGAUCCAAGGUGUAAGGACCCCCUGGCGAGCUGGAGCCUGGAGGCAUUGCCCCUUGUCAGAGUGGUUUUUGGAUGUUUUCUUGAGAAGCUACUUGGGUUUUUUGGUUGUGGGUUAAAGAGCCUUACAAGGCACAGAACCCACUCUAGGUUUGUACCAUAUAGCUUUUUUUUACUAAAAUGCCACUGUGUAAACACCUAUACACCUAUAAAUUGAGUUCUUUUUCUUAGCUGUGGCCAUGCAGUCCCCUUUUUAGGAGUUGGCUUCUGCAAACCCAGCCCGUUGGGGGAGCAGUCUGGUUUGGCAGAUCCCAGUGUUUCGCAGGGAAGGGAGAGGUCUGAUUCCGAAUGAGAACAGAUGCUCGGGUUCCGCAGCCAAGUCUGUAUCUGGCCCUGAGAUGCGUAAGGAACAACAGCUUUCUAGACCUAGGCCCAAAGAUUCCUGUGACCUCCUUGAUGGAAGGAAAAAGACCAUCCUGGAAACCAGGGUUCCAGGACUGCUCCAGAUCUGUUGUGUUUUACGUUUAAAAAACAAAACGCCCCAACAGCAGCUUUUAAAGUGUCUAUUUUUUUUUUUUAACUUGCCCCAAUGGUAGGAAGUCUUUUGCUGAAAUGAUUUUGAUGAUUUUUUUUUUGUUCUAUCUUGUUUAUAAAAGGAAAAAUACACAAACUUCAAAUUUUGUGACUUUGUGAAGGUUUCUUUAAGAUGUGCAUUCCUUUCUGCUUGCUCUCUAGUAAAUGGUUUACUACUGGGA
Messenger RNA from Tupaia belangeri chinensis (Chinese tree shrew), 3841 nucleotides. It is a transcript of the gene DDX42, whose product is annotated as DEAD-box helicase 42. Gene Ontology annotation, molecular function: nucleic acid binding; ATP binding; RNA helicase activity. The record is from RefSeq and is a predicted model, not a curated record. NCBI's taxonomy places the organism in Eukaryota, Metazoa, Chordata, Mammalia, Scandentia, Tupaiidae.